AUUCACCAUCCUGUAUAAUGGCGAUAAAGAGAAAAUGGAAACCGGUACAUAAACCUACCAGUUAACCGCAGCCGAGUUCAAAAUACCGAGGAUUUUGAGAAAACAGCGGUGGCAUUCGACGUGGGGAUUUUAACCCUCUUCCGAAAGCAGUGCUGAGCGGAAUAAGGUACCAAAAUAUACCCCUGUGCGGCAGUGUGAAGAUGGAGUUGAGGGGUGUCUGUUGUGUGUUGUUGACCUGUCUAUUCUACACAUCCUCUGCAGACAAAGAUUUCUUCACUUCCAUCGGUCAGAUGACCGAUCUGCUGUACACAGAGAAGGACCUGGUCACCUCUCUGAAGGAUUACAUCAGAGCUGAGGAGGACAAACUAGAGCAGGUCAAAAAGUGGGCUGAGAAGCUGGAUGUGUUGUCGGCCACAGCCACUCAGGACCCAGAAGGCUUCCUGGGCCACCCGGUCAACGCCUUCAAGCUGAUGAAGAGGCUCAACACAGAGUGGGGAGAGCUGGAGAGCCUGGUUCUCAAGGACAUGUCUGAUGGGUUCAUCUCUAACCUGACCAUCCAGAGACAGUACUUCCCCAAUGAUGACGACCAGACGGGGGCAGCCAAGGCCCUGAUGAGGCUUCAGGACACCUACCGGCUGGACACGCACACCAUAUCCUCAGGAGAGCUUCCUGGAACCAAUAAGGAUGUCGCUAUGAGCCCUAUGACAGUGGAGGACUGCUUUGAGCUGGGGAAGAUCGCCUACUCUGAUGCCGACUACUACCACACAGAGCUGUGGAUGGAGCAGGCCCUGAAACAGCUGGACGGGGGAGAGGAGUCCACCGUGGACAUGGUAACCAUCCUGGACUACCUCAGCUACUCCAUCUACCAGCAGGGGGAGCUAGAGAGGGCCUUGGACUACACCAAGAGACUACUCAAAUUGGACUCUGCCCACCAGCGAGCCAACGGCAACCUGAAGUACUUUGAGUACCAGCUGGCCAAGCAGAAAAAGGUGGAGGCGGAGGAGGGCCAGAAGGAGAAGGAGAAGAGAGUGCGGGAGAAGAGAGAGGCAUCUGACAAGAAGGGCAGACCUGCAGACUACCUGCCUGAGAGGAGGAAAUAUGAACAGCUGUGUCGCGGCGAAGGCAUCAAGAUGACCCCUCGUCGCCAGAGUCGUAUGUUCUGUCGUUACUCUGACAACAACCACCACCCCCUGUACGUGCUGGGUCCCGUCAAGCAGGAGGACGAGUGGGACCGCCCACGCAUCAUCCGUUACCACGACAUCCUCUCCAAUAGCGAGAUCGAGAAGGUUAAAGAGCUGGCCAAACCCAGGCUGCGCCGGGCCACCAUCUCCAACCCCAUUACUGGUGUGCUGGAGACCGCCCACUAUCGCAUCAGCAAGAGUGCAUGGCUAACCGCCUACGAAGAUCCAGUCGUGGACAAGAUAAACCAGCGCAUUGAGGACAUCACCGGCUUGAAUGUCAAGACUGCAGAGGAGCUACAGGUGGCAAAUUACGGCGUGGGCGGGCAAUACGAGCCCCACUUUGACUUUGGACGGAAAGAUGAACCGGAUGCAUUUAAGGAGCUGGGCACCGGGAACCGCAUCGCCACCUGGCUCAUUUACAUGAGUGACGUACCUUCAGGGGGAGCCACUGUCUUUACUGAUGUGGGAGCUGCAGUGUGGCCCAAAAAGGGAAGUGCAGUGUUCUGGUAUAACCUGUUUGCCAGUGGAGAGGGUGACUACAGCACGCGGCACGCAGCCUGCCCUGUCCUAGUGGGCAACAAGUGGGUGUCUAACAAGUGGAUGCACGAGCGAGGCCAGGAGUUCAGAAGACGUUGCACUCUGAACGAGUCAGAAUGAUCCAACGGAAUACACUUUUCUCCUCUCAUCCCUCUUCCCGGACCCUCCUGACUCUCGGCUCUGUGGGCUGUGAAGUGCCCUCUGACCUCUCGUCCUCCUCUCCAAAACUCAGUGUUCACUGAGGCUCUGGCUGCUCAUGUGAUGUCACAUGUAUUUGUAGUUGAAGUGUGUGUGUGAGUGGUUCACCAGUGGGUCCGAAGCGCUUCGCUCCCAGUCUGUGCCUUCUGUCAUGGGUUUUGCACACUCCGACUGCACAGCUGUCUUAACCUGAGGAACUUUUUUAUUUCAUUCUCACCCUUAACAGGGACUUUGAUACAAGAUAUUAAGUUAAUUAGAGCAAGCAACACAGCUGCUUAUCCCAUUCAACUUCCAACACAUUGUUUUGGUGUGCCCUACUCUUUACCUCUACCUGAAACACUCCUUUUAACCACCAUGCCAAUCCCUUCCUCCACUCCUUUUAACCAUCAUGCCAAUCCCUUCCUCCACUCCUUUUAACCAUCAUGCCAAUCCCUCCCUCCACUCCUUUUAACCAUCAUGCCAAUCCCUUCCUCCACUCCUUUUAACCAUCAUGCCAAUCCCUCCCUCCACUCCUUUUAACCAUCAUGCCAAUCCCUUCCUCCACUCCUUUUAACCAUCAUGCCAAUCCCUCCCUCCACUCCUUUUAACCACCAUGCCAAUCCCUUCCUCCACUCCUUUUAACCAUCAUGCCAAUCCCUUCCUCCACUCCUUUUAACCAUCAUGCCAAUCCCUCCCUCCACUCCUUUUAACCAUCAUGCCAAUCCCUUCCUCCACUCCUUUUAACCACCACGCCAAUCCCUUCCUCCACUCCUUUUAAACAUCACGCCAAUCCCUUCCUCCACUCCUUUUAAACAUCACGCCAAUCCCUUCCUCCAUUCCUUUUAAACAUCACUCCAAUACCCACCCCCCCACUGCUUCCCAGCACACAGAUAACAGAGACCAGUUAUAAAUGCACUGUCACUGUCCCCCUCUCCCUCCUUAAUAGGUCAUAAUCAGGUGACCCCACAUCAUAUCAGACCUUCAACUUCAAAGGGGGGACAUCCCAAUGAUCCUGUAAUCAGGGGUUGAUGUUGACCAGAGCCACAAAAUGGAUGUUCUAACAGGUGUCGGGUUGGACUGGGGCUAGAUAGAGGGCUCGUGGGAAGGAUGGAGGUUUAUUGGUUGGUUGCACUAUGACAAUCAGGGUUAGUUAUUAGGGUGAUACUAUAUGCAGGCCAGGCUUCUAAAUGAUGACCGUUGUAAUUGUUUAUGCUCCUUAAAAUGUGGCAGUACUACCUGAGGUAUUCGAUAGGAAAGCAUCAAUGUGAGGGCAAAGACUUGUUCAAUGUUACCAUCAAAGGUACAGUAUGCACAGGGUCUGGGCUAUUAUCACACUUGGGGCAAUUUUCAGGACAGUGACUAUCUAAUAGUGUUUGAUCCCUAUUGCAGAAGGCAAUGUUUCCAAUCAUGGUAAAUGCUGCAUAUAUCCACACAAUUGUAAAUGACCUUUCAAUAUCGCCGCCCCACAUCUCCUCUAUACCAUUGCCAUGUCUGCCAUGGGGCAAUAGCCCCGAGGUCAUUCACUCCAGGGCAAACAUUACUGCUGCACAGAUAAACACUGAUAUUCAAGCCAAUGGUACACUGUGUCUGAGUCCCUCUGUUCCUCCCGUCUCUCCAACUCCUCGUUCUGCCUUGGUGAAAUACAGCAGUCUGUAAGUGCCUACUCAUCCGUUUUGUUACAGAAGCAAAGCUCCUACCUAAUCAUUCAUUGGUCUGAUAAUCAAAGGAAUUCAUCUCUGAAUGAAAGAUGGUGCUAAGAAUCAUUAGGAUUAUUAAUCCCAUGCAUCACUCCACAGUUUAAGCCUUUGCUGACCCUGGGAAAUCUGUUUAGAGAAUGUGGCUAUAUACACUCCAAAGCAGAAGAGGCUGGUGGGAGGCGAUAGGAUGGCUCGUUACAAUGUCUGGAAUGGAAACAACGGGAGCCUAUCCUUCCACCAGCCUCCUCUGCUCCAAGGUGCAGUCCUUUAUUUUAUUUGAAAUGUAAUAAUGGGAUGUGUGGCCAGAUGUUGUACAUGUGAGAUUCCUGUUUUCUAAAUAAAUAAGUGUUCACUGAAAA
Molecule: messenger RNA, 3951 nt
Organism: Oncorhynchus gorbuscha (pink salmon)
Lineage: Eukaryota; Metazoa; Chordata; Actinopteri; Salmoniformes; Salmonidae
Product: prolyl 4-hydroxylase subunit alpha-1-like
Exons: 15
Coding region: 201-1838 (545 amino acids)
Biological process (GO): peptidyl-proline hydroxylation to 4-hydroxy-L-proline
Cellular component (GO): endoplasmic reticulum
Molecular function (GO): iron ion binding; procollagen-proline 4-dioxygenase activity; protein binding
Source: RefSeq, a predicted model, not a curated record